This is a messenger RNA of Lachancea mirantina, 882 nucleotides long. The record is from the annotation of a GenBank genome assembly. NCBI's taxonomy places the organism in Eukaryota, Fungi, Ascomycota, Saccharomycetes, Saccharomycetales, Saccharomycetaceae.
AUGACUGCCGCUGCUGAAAGUGGCAGUGAUCCGGCGUCCACAUCGAUUCCUUCCAAAAGAGUGUACAUUUCGAACUUGAGUUUCAAUGCCACAGAAGAAGAGCUUAGAGAACUUUUGGCCAAUUUUAAACUUGUUUCGGUCCUGAUUCCUAGUCAGACUGUUCGAGGGUUUAGAAGCAGCAGCGUCAGACCGCUCGGUAUAGGGUAUGCGGAUUUUGCCAGUGCGGAGGAGGCAGGAAAAGCGAUCGAAGAGCUCAACGGAAUUCAAUUCAAGGAUCGGACGCUGAGACUCAAACCGUACGUGCCGUACAGCCCUCGUGCACCAAACAAGAAACCUCAGAAGAGCAAAGUCGGUGGUUCAAAAUUGAAAAAGAACAGCAGCAAAAUUUUGGAACAUGAAAGCUGUAACGAGGGCGAAUGCUUAGUUGCCGAACCACCUUCAGCUCUUGUUCCGGCUGGGACCUCCGUGUUCGAGCAAGAACACCCAGAACCUCUUUCGGAGGAUACCGUGUAUUGCGCAUAUCUUCCAAGCAACGUCACUGACAUUGAUCUGCGAGAAUUUUUCAAAGAUUACAAGCCCCAGGACAUCUACGUUUUCAGAAAUAGCGGUUCGAGGCGCGGCCUUUAUUUCCACCGUCGUUUCACCGCGGCUUUGGUUACACUAGGCAAGCCCGAGGCCUUGAAAGAUUGCAUUGAACAACUAAGCAAAACCAAGUCUUUGGGCAAAAAGAAGAUCAUAUUAAGACCUGCGCGAUUGUCUAAAAUUCAAGAAGUCCAGCAAGCCGCUGCCCGGAAACUUGCCGCGGAGCGAGCCAAGACUGAGUUGGAACUUUUGGAAGCUGAGACUACAAGAGUUGAGAUUCCAGCUACAGAACAGGUCUGA